AUGGUUCAAAAUCCCAUUCGCACCCCGAUCUGGGUGCUUGCCUUCGCCAUGGUGGCUGCGUUUUACUACACCAAGAUGAUGGACAUCCCCGUCUACCCGGCAUUCAUAGUGUCGGCCGCCUACAUCGUCGUGCUCUACUGGGUCAUCUGGAGAGGAUGGCUGUUUCCUGUGUACUUCUCCGAGUUGCGCCAUGUCCCGACCGUUGGGGGCUUUCCCCUUUGGGGCCAGCUGAUCCCCAUCGUCUUCGAGGAGUGCGGUCUGCCCCAGCGCCGCUGGCACAGGCAGCACGGCCCUAUCAUUCGCUACUAUCUCCCGUUCGGCUGCGAGAGACUCUCCGUGGCCGGUGACCUGCACAUCCGCCACCUGACUGUUAAGAACCCCUACAACUUCCCCAAGCCCGUCCGGGCCAAGUUGUGGAUGGUUCGCAUUCUCGGCGAGGGUGUACUCCUCGCCGAAGGCGCCGAGCACGCCUACCAGCGCAAGACGCUCAACCCCGGGUUUUCCAUCUCGGCGAUCCGCACCUUCACGCCCAUCUUCUGGGAGAAGGCUCUCAAGAUGUCCGACCUGCAGCACAGCGAGAUGAAGGAUGCUGGAGAAUCAUCCAUCAAGUUGGAAAUCCUGGAGUGGCUCAACCGGUGCACUCUCGACAUCAUCGGCGAGGCCGGUUUCGGCUACAACAUCAACUCGCUCGGGGAUCCCACGCUCCCCAUCCGCCAUGCGUACAAGCUGGUGUUCAACUUCGACCUGGCUUCGCGCGUCCUGCACGGGAUCCAAGCCUUCUUCCCCAGCUCGAAGCACAUCCCCGCCCAGAUGAACCGCGAUAUGGAGCUGGCCCGCAGCAUCAUCCUGAACGAGGCGACCAAGAUCAUCGACGAGAAGCUCUCGGAGGCCGAGCAGACGCCCAACGCUAAGGACGUCCUCGCGCUCAUCGCCCAGGAGAACCUGAAGCUCAAGGGCAAGGGCGAGGCCGGCCUGUCCUUCGAGACGAUGCGCGACCAGAUCAUGACCUUCCUCGCGGCCGGCCACGACACCACGGCCACGGGCGCCGCCUGGACGAUCCACCUGCUCUCGAUCCACCCGGAGAUCCAAGACCGGCUGCGCGCCGAGAUCCGCUCCUACAUGCCGUUCCUCUUCCACCGCCACUGGACGUUCGACCCGGCCGAGCCCCUGACCGACCCGGACCGGCUGCCCUACCUCGACAACGUGUGCCGCGAGUCGCUGCGGUACAUCCCGCCGAUCCCGAUGACGGUGCGGGAGUCGGUGGCGGACGACGUGAUCGAGGGGUACAAGGUGCCCGCGCGCACCGUCAUCUACAUGCUGGCCAACGCCAUCAACCGCAUGGCCUGGUUCUGGGGCGGCGACGCCAACACCUUCGACCCGGACCGGUGGGACUCGCCCGACGCGACCGCCUGCCCCAACGCCUUCAUGACUUUUCUGCAGGGCCCGCGCGGCUGCCUCGGCCGCAAGUUCGCCGAGGUCGAGAUGAAGAUCCUGCUGUGCGUCCUGCUCAGCCGCUGGGAGUUUACGCGCGACUGCUCCACCCCGGACCCGGAGGACUGGAAGAUGUGGCGCCUGGUGCUGCGGCCCAGGGACGGCAUCACCGUCGUGGCGAGGCCCCAGUACGACUUCAUCGUGUUGCCGGAGGAGCGUGACGGAGAUUGCUCGGCGCAGUACCGGGAUUGCUCAGAGGGGGGUCGAGAUGGCUCGGAUGAGGACUGGGAUCGCCUGGAGGAGGACGGAGAUCUCUCGGAGUCGGACGAUGGCUCCUUGGAGGAGGACGAUGGCUCCUCGGAGUCGGACGAUGGCUCCUGGGAUGAGGACUGGAAUGAGGAGUCGGAGGAGGACGAGGACGAGGAGAUGGUGGGGGUGUACAUGUAUGCGGGAGUUACUAUUGUGAUCGAGCAGCGUUUCGGAAUGCUUAACUUGGGCGAUCGGGAGGAGAGAUUGGAGGAGGUUAGGAGGUUGAUGGAGGAGUCGAUGGUAGAGAUCUUGGGUCAGAUUACGGGGGCGCUAGAUGAGUUGGAGGACGACCCGGUGUGGCAGGGGCAUGGGGAGAUUGAGAUUGUGGUAAGGAACGAGAGUUUCGUGCUUUUCCCAGGGGACGGUGUAAGCCCGCUACUCGUCGGGCCUCCAGAGUAG
Messenger RNA from Chaetomium fimeti, 2139 nucleotides. RefSeq names its product cytochrome P450. Bases 1 to 2139 code for a protein of 712 amino acids. Gene Ontology annotation, molecular function: heme binding; monooxygenase activity; oxidoreductase activity, acting on paired donors, with incorporation or reduction of molecular oxygen. Lineage: Eukaryota; Fungi; Ascomycota; Sordariomycetes; Sordariales; Chaetomiaceae. The transcript has a single exon. The record is from RefSeq and is a predicted model, not a curated record.